Molecule: messenger RNA, 1051 nt
Organism: Bolinopsis microptera
Lineage: Eukaryota; Metazoa; Ctenophora; Tentaculata; Lobata; Bolinopsidae
Product: UPF0047 protein YjbQ-like
Exons: 4
Coding region: 58-528 (156 amino acids)
Source: RefSeq, a predicted model, not a curated record
AUAGUUUAGGUGAUGUAACCUGACUGAUUUCUCCCAAAAGUUCACAUUUAAACGAUCAUGAGUUACAAAAAGUUAACAGAACGCCCCAUCGCUGGGGGUUUAUGGUUCCAGUGUACCAUGACCCUUCCAGCCAAAGGUCGAGGUUGUCACCUGAUCACGGAGCACCUUGAGAAGGUUAAAGAGCUGGAGGAGUACAAGGUUGGGCUCUGUCACAUUAUCCUACUCCAUACCUCCGCUUCUCUCACUCUUAAUGAGAAUUGGGACCCUAAUGUCAGGAACGACAUGGAGAUGAUGCUUAACAAGAUAGCUCCCGAGGAGGGUAUCAAGUAUACCCACACGUGCGAGGGCCCUGAUGACAUGCCCGCACAUGUUAAGAGCACGGUUAUUGGCAGUGAGAUUACUAUUCCCAUCCACAACGGCAAGCUAACCCUCGGUAGAUGGCAGGGGUUAUGGUUGUGUGAACACAGGAACUGUGCAGGGACCAGGAAAAUUGUUAUCACUCUCAGUGGUGCACCUAUCACAAACUAGACAAUGUCUGAGACACUGACCCUUGUUAUAGAUCAGUUCUUUGGAAAUCAUGAGCUGAAAUCCGUGCUGAUACUUUGAUUGUUUUACAGAUUCCGGUUCCAAAAUCUCAGUUUACUGUGAUUUUGAAACAACCUUCAAUUGCAUUUAAUCACCAAAAGUUAUUCAUUUUUUGAGAAAUAUUUGUCGACCUAUGCCCAACAUGUUCUUUUAUCAUACUCAUAGGGUAUUUUCUCGGGACUCAGCGCCUUACACGAUCUUGCUAUUAAUUCGUUUAGAGAUCUGUUUUCUUGAUUUUUUGACUUCUAUAAUUUGAUAGGUUUCUCCAAUGAUAUGUGAUUUCAAGGGCUGAAGCGUGUGAUUUAAAAUUCAAACCAUAUAUUUAAAGAAUUUAUUAUUUUAAGAUGUUAAGUACACUUUAUUAUUCUACAGUUUGAUAGUACAUGUUGCAUUAAUGUACCAAGUAUCUUCAGAUCUUACGUAAUUAAAUAAUGUUAUGAAGUAUUUGUCAUGAUUUCUUUUAUAA